This is a messenger RNA of Dromiciops gliroides (monito del monte), 2770 nucleotides long. RefSeq names its product DTW domain containing 1 (gene DTWD1). Gene Ontology annotation, molecular function: tRNA-uridine aminocarboxypropyltransferase activity. Gene Ontology annotation, cellular component: nucleus. Gene Ontology annotation, biological process: tRNA modification. NCBI's taxonomy places the organism in Eukaryota, Metazoa, Chordata, Mammalia, Microbiotheria, Microbiotheriidae. The record is from RefSeq and is a predicted model, not a curated record.
UGCUCGCUGGCCCUAGUAACGGACCCCGGAAGCGCGCGCCGGUGUGCCCGGGAAAGAGCUCCUCCGGAGCCGUGCCCUCUUAGGGUCCGUCUGACCUUUCAGACUCGGGCUCUUUCUGAGGUGGAGAGCAGAACCGGAGAGCCGGGGGCUGAGGCGCCGGGAGCUGUAGGCCGCUCUGGGGGCUGUGCAGGUGUAUCUGCUCUUCUUUUUUGUAUUGAAAUGAUGUCUCCUAAAUCCACCUAUAUAUUUCCAAGAGACAAAGAUAGCAAAUCAGAAUCACAAAACACUCUUUAAGUAAAGAAGAUCCCCUUCAAAACUUAUGCUUAGCAUCUCAGGAAGUUCUACAAAAAAGCCCAGCAGAGUGGUAGAUCCAAAUGUCUCAAAUGUGGAGGCUCAAGAAUGUUCUACUGCUACACAAGUUAUGUUCCAGUUGAAACCUGUCCCAGUUGAACAAAUUCCAGUUGUGAAGCUUCCAUUUAAGAUUGACAUUAUUAAACAUCCUCAUGAGACAGAUGGCAAAAGUACUGCAGCACAUGCUAAACUUUUAGCACCUGAAGACGUGAAUCUUUACACAUAUCCUUGCAUUCCAGAAUAUGAAGAAAAGAAGCAUGAAAUUGUACUUGUUUUUCCUGGUCCCAAUUCUGUCUCAGUAGAAGAUAUUUCUCUUCAUUUGCAUAAAUAUAUCACAAGUAAUACUUUGUAUAGUAGCAAAAAUGACAGACCUGACGUACCUAAUAAGCGCCAAAAAAUGGAAAUAGAAGAGAAUGGAGAUGCAGGGGACAGCAGCAAGAAGGGAGGCACCUUGCUGAAGAAAGUCAUAUUUAUAGAUAGUACCUGGAACCAGACCCACAAAAUAAUCGCUGAUGAACGACUUCAAGGGUUAUUACAAGUUGAGUUGAAGACAAGGAAAACUUGCUUUUGGCGUCAUCAGAAAGGAAAGCCAGACACCUUCCUUUCCACAAUUGAAGCUAUUUACUAUUUUUUGGUAGAUUACCACACUGCUUUUUUAAAAGAGCAGUACAAAGGACAAUAUGACAACCUUCUCUUUUUCUAUUCAUUUAUGUACCAACUGAUUAAAAAUGCCAAGAGUUCUUCAGGAAGGCAGCAAGAAAAUAAUGCUAUUAAUUUGUAAAGAGAAUAACUCAUUAAAUUUUGUUACUGUCAUGUUUGAUAAACUUGUAAUGAACAUUCUGCUCUGUUUUUUUUUAACCAACUAAGAAAUCUUAACCUAUUUGUGCUUAGAGUAAUGGUUGCCAAACAGAAUAGCUGUUAAAAAAUUUUAAAAAAAUUUAAGUAUAUGACUGGUGGUCUCUUUUUACACAUGGCAAAAGUAAAUAUGGAUGUCCAAGGAGUUGUUUAGAAAGGUUGACUAAGAACAGUCAUUUAAAAAUUCUUGUGGUAGGCAACAUAUUAGCCUUGCGUUUGACACAGUUAGUUUAAAUUGUAUUCAUAUGCUGUAUUUCAAAAUUAUUUUGAUAACAUAAUUUAUGUAAUAGCCCUGUGAGGUAGCUAGAGUGGUUAUUGAUGUCUUCAUUUUACACACUAGAAAACUAUGUCAAUGAGGAAUUUAGUGAUUUCUUUAAGGUUAUGUAGCUUAAUGAGGUGUAGUGACAGAACCAAAACCGUGGGUCUCCUGAUUCCAGAAGUGUUUUUAGUUGACUUUUCCUUCUCUUACAUCUUGAAUGCCUAAUUGUGUCUUCUAUCAGUUUACCUUUCCCAAAGAAAUACAAUGUUUGUUACAAUCUUAAGAUUUGUAAAUAGAAAUCCAGGUGCCAAUCCUACAAACAUUUUAAAAAAUUACAAGUAGAAUUAAGUUCUAUUUCACUGAAUAGGAUUGCAUUAGAACAAGAAAAGUUUAUAAGAUUCUAUGUGCUAUCACAAAUGAUCAGAGAAACAUAUUAUCCGAUUGAGGAUUAUAUGAUCCAAAUUAAUUAAUUGAAAAGAAUAUAUUUGGCCUUAAGAGAUUUAGUUCCAUUUUGUCUUUUUAACCUUUUAUUUAUAUAUGUGUGGAUUGUAUGUUAAUAUUUAUUGCUCUGUACUUUUAUUUUAAUACAUAUCACUAUGUCACAACUCCAUUCUGACAACAAAGAUGAACAUCAACGAGGCCUAUACCUAUGCUCUUAAAGGAAAGGAGAAUCAGCAAGGGGCACAGGAAAAAACUAGUACUCUUAUGUCGUGGGCAUAAUUCAAAGGAUCCUUAAUCUCUUUAGAAGUAGGUCCCCUUUCUCCUGAGACAAAUUGUACUUUGUCUUUUCCAUAUCUUUCCACAAAUCCUCCACGGGGAAUCUACCUAAUGCUCUGGAGUCCUUCACUUGGGUUCUCCAAUCUAAUUUUGUUAUGAUUGUUAAUGCUCCUCAAUUCUGUUGUUUAGCAGGUUAGUUACCCCUUCCAGUUUCAUGUCACUAACAAAUUUGAUAACCAUGCCAUUGAUUCCUUCAUCUGAGUCAAUGAUAAAAAUGUUCAAGGAAACCAAUUCAAAGAUACCACCCUGGGACACUCCAUUAGUGACCUUCUAGAGGAAGGCCUUCAGUGCUAGGCCAGUGAUCAUUUUCCUUUCACUUUUCUGGGUUGUAACAGCUAGCUAAGAACCCUUCAUUAUAUGUGUAAAGUUUGGAUUUUUUCCUUAGACAUUGACUAGCCAUAUGACCAUUUUUCUGAGAUUCAGUUUCCUUAUCUGCAAAAUAGAGAUAAUACUACCUGGAGUGCUUACUUCAUAGCUUUGUUAUAUAUAAGGUGAGGUUUCAAUGAGAUGAUGUCUGUAAUUUGCAAA